Prunus armeniaca (apricot) is the source of this 210-nucleotide messenger RNA. The record is from the annotation of a GenBank genome assembly. NCBI's taxonomy places the organism in Eukaryota, Viridiplantae, Streptophyta, Magnoliopsida, Rosales, Rosaceae.
AUGAAAAUAGAAAACUCUUUGAGAUCACUCCACUCUCUCUCUCGCGCCUUUCUUCAGCUUGUUCCUGUUCGUCUAUUCGGGACGGGCAGGCAGCCCACAUACAUGAAGAGAAGAAGAGAGGGGGGGGUUACUUGCUUGGUGCUUGCGCUAAGCAAGGCGGUCGAAGAAGGCCACAAGUGGAAGCAACCGAUGCUUUGGUCAUUCAGUUGA